Molecule: messenger RNA, 2205 nt
Organism: Diceros bicornis minor
Lineage: Eukaryota; Metazoa; Chordata; Mammalia; Perissodactyla; Rhinocerotidae
Gene: PNPO
Product: pyridoxamine 5'-phosphate oxidase
Exons: 7
Coding region: 99-893 (264 amino acids)
Biological process (GO): pyridoxine biosynthetic process; pyridoxal 5'-phosphate biosynthetic process
Molecular function (GO): pyridoxamine phosphate oxidase activity; FMN binding
Source: RefSeq, a predicted model, not a curated record
UCUUCCUUCCCCAGGGUAGAGUCCCGGGCUGGGAAACUGGUUCCGAACCCAACGGAACCCAGCGCCGGGCGACGCCGGGUCACGUGGCCGACGGCCCAAUGACGUGCCGGCUGUGGGGCGUCAUCCUGACGUUCGGGCGAUCAGCCGAGUGGCCCCGCUACCUCUGCCACCUCCGCCACCUGUGCGGCCGCGGUGCUGUCAUGGACCUGGGACCCAUGCGCAAGAGUUACCGCGGGGACCGAGAGGCAUUUGAGGAGGCUCAGCUGACCUCCCUGGACCCCAUGAAGCAGUUUGCUGCCUGGUUCGAGGAGGCUGUUCAGUGUCCUGACAUAGGGGAAGCCAAUGCCAUGUGUCUGGCUACCUGCACCAGAGAUGGGAAGCCGUCUGCCCGCAUGGUGCUGCUGAAGGGCUUUGGCAAGGAUGGCUUCCGUUUCUUCACUAACUUCGAGAGUCGAAAGGGAAAAGAGCUGGACUCUAAUCCCUUCGCUUCCAUUGUCUUCUACUGGGAGCCCCUAAACCGUCAGGUGCGUGUGGAGGGCCCUGUGAAGAAGCUGCCCGAGGAGGAGGCCGAGUGCUACUUCCACUCCCGCCCCAAAAGCAGCCAGAUUGGGGCCGUGGUCAGUCACCAGAGCUCCGUGAUCCCCGAUCGGGAGUAUCUGAGAAAGAAAAACGAGGAACUGGAGCAGCUCUACCGGGAACAAGAGGUGCCGAAGCCAAAAUACUGGGGUGGCUACGUCCUGGACCCGCAGGUGAUGGAGUUCUGGCAGGGCCAAACCAACCGCCUGCACGACCGGAUCAUCUUUCGGCGGGGCCUCCAGACAGGAGACCCCCCUUUGGGGCCCAUGACCCACCGCGGGGAGGAAGGCUGGCUCUACGAGAGACUUGCGCCCUGACUCCCAGUCUGCCCGGGCUCACGGGAGUGGGGGCUGGCUGCUGAAAGAGGAUGUGCGAUGGGAGCCAGACCCCUCUAAACUCAACCUGUUUCCGUCCCCACCUGUAUAAUUAGGGCUCUUCAAAGUUCAUUCUCCAAGUCCUCUGUUCUCAGUUGGCUCUCAAUUAGCUGGUCUAGUGGAGUGUAACGGUGGCAUAGAGAAUCACAAAUGGAAAGUAACCCCAUAUUUUCUUGACCUUGACUAUGAUUUAUUGGAAUAGUUCCAUCUAGGGGUAGCAGCUGAUGUGAUUCCCUUUUCUGGUGACACAGGGUGAGGAGCAGCGACCCGGUCUGUUACCAUGUGACUGAGUCAUCCUGACCAAAGCCAGUUGGUCCCAGCACAGGCACCCAAGCCAAUCUAGCCUAUCGGUUUUUUGUUUUUGUUUUUAUUUAUUUUUUUCCCCCAAAGCCCCAGUAGAUAGUUGUAUGUCAUAGUUGCACAGCCUUCUAGUUGCUGUAUGUGGGACGCGGCCUCAGCAUGGCCAGAGAAGCGGUGCGUCAGCGCACACCCGGGGAUCUGAACCCGGGCCUCCCGCAGUGGAGCGUACGCACUUAACCGCUAAGCCACGGGGCCGGCCCCAGCCUAUCGGUUUUUCUUGUCAACAAUCUGAAAUUGGAAAUGGAGAGACCCAGAGCAUGGGAGUCACUGUAGCCAAGUCAUUAAUGGCAGCCAAGAAGCAACAGCCUGUGCUGCCCUUUGUAAUUCCCUGAGCGGCCCUGGAUCCCUCCUUCCCACGUCUGGGCUGUGCAAUUCCUCCUCCUGCCUCAAACACCCACUAUCUCUAAAAAAAAAACUUGGGGCAUAAACUAGCUGGAAUCGAUUUCUGUUGCUUGCAACCAAAAGAACCUUAACUAACUCAUUUAUUAAUAGAUAUUUUUAUAGCACUCUACUGAUAGCUGCCUUUCAUUAUCUGAAGCACAGCAAUGCAGAAAAGAGAUUAAAUUUAUUCCCGGUAGCUCCAGAGGACCCAUAGGUGGAAGUUGCAAGGACGUAGAUUUCAUCUCAAUAUGGGGAGAGAUUUCAAACAAUCGGGGCUGGCUAGGAGGGCUGCCUGUUAGGUAGUGAGUGUUCUGUCACUGGAAGUAUUCAAUCCCUGUCAGGAGUUUUGUAGAAGGGAUUCAUGUGCUGGUACCUACAGGCCAGGAAGAUUUUAAUCAAGCUUUACUUUCCAUGUUUGUUUAUGAAAACUACAUAUGUGUGUAUACAUACAUACAUAUAUAUAUUUAAUAUAUAUAUUUUUUACUUUCCAGGUAUAAAAUUAAAUUAUUAUAGA